Messenger RNA from Huiozyma naganishii CBS 8797, 492 nucleotides. It is a transcript of the gene INO4, whose product is annotated as Ino4p. Gene Ontology annotation, biological process: regulation of transcription by RNA polymerase II. NCBI's taxonomy places the organism in Eukaryota, Fungi, Ascomycota, Saccharomycetes, Saccharomycetales, Saccharomycetaceae. The transcript has a single exon. Gene Ontology annotation, molecular function: protein dimerization activity; DNA-binding transcription factor activity, RNA polymerase II-specific; RNA polymerase II cis-regulatory region sequence-specific DNA binding. Bases 1 to 492 code for a protein of 163 amino acids. The record is from RefSeq and is a predicted model, not a curated record.
AUGGAUGGUAAGGAUGAGGUAACCCGGCCCGAUGACACACUGGAAGGUGACGCUGCGGGAGCUGCAACUGAGUCCCUGGUAGAGCUCAGUGAUGGGAAUGCCAUUGCAGAUAGUAUACCGUGGAUCAGUAGUAAUGGCAGUGGGAAAAUACAGAAACCUGGGAGGCGGCCGCGAGCCAAAAAAGUGAACAAAUUGUCACAGGACCAAGUUCGGAUCAACCAUAUAUCAUCGGAGAAGAAACGCAGAGAGGUGAUCAGGUCUAUUUACGACGAAUUGGUUCUGCUGGUGCCGGAUCUGGACGAAACUGAAAACAGGUCAGAACUUGUAAUAUAUUUGAAGACAAUCAAUUACCUGAAGUGGCUGUACGAUAAAAACGCUACCCUCAGGUCAAAAAUACAACAGAAAGGGAAUACAGGUGGAAAUGAGCAAAAUAAAGAAAUAGACGAAGAACUCAUAUGGGAACUGGAAACAGAGUCAAAAGACCCCUCAUGA